Plasmopara halstedii is the source of this 558-nucleotide messenger RNA. RefSeq lists its product as uncharacterized. The transcript has a single exon. The coding region runs from base 1 to 558 and encodes 185 amino acids. NCBI's taxonomy places the organism in Eukaryota, Oomycota, Peronosporomycetes, Peronosporales, Peronosporaceae. The record is from RefSeq and is a predicted model, not a curated record.
AUGAAGACUUCUACGAUCGUAACAAUGACAGCAACAGUUUUGUUUGGUACAUCGGCAGCAGCUCAAAACGUUUCAACCACUGGAUGUAUGGAAGUGAGUGUUAAGGAUGAUGCCACCUACUGCAUCCAGGGCCCGAUUUGUAGUGGACCUGGCUUGAAACCUGCUGGCUCACAAUGUCCUGUCAAAGGGGACAUAUCUUCGGCCGAUUGUCAUAGUUAUCUACCCAGCUACUCAAGCACGGGAAUUUGUCAGCUCCCUGUGGAAUCCACAUGUCAAGUCAUCGAGACUGGCGUUUGGGGCUGUGUGCUCUCGUUCGACGUUAACACCACCAACGUAACAGAUAUUGCUGCUGAUGACAUUAUCUUAAACUUAGUAUCAUUGUCCACAAAGCCGUCUUCCGAAACCACUUACAUUGGCGAAACCAUUUUCAUCGCUUCUAUCGCCGCUGGUGCCGCCUGUGUUGCAGCAGUUGUCGGCUUCGCACUGUAUAAGCAGCAUAAGAAAGCAUCUGAGAAUGUUGAUGAUAUAACGAAAUUUGUCGAUGUUGUAACGCCAUAA